Drosophila busckii is the source of this 373-nucleotide messenger RNA. Its product is annotated as ATPase inhibitor A, mitochondrial. The transcript is spliced from 3 exons. The record is from RefSeq and is a predicted model, not a curated record. Lineage: Eukaryota; Metazoa; Arthropoda; Insecta; Diptera; Drosophilidae. Gene Ontology annotation, cellular component: mitochondrion. Gene Ontology annotation, molecular function: ATPase inhibitor activity. Gene Ontology annotation, biological process: negative regulation of ATP-dependent activity. The coding region runs from base 56 to 313 and encodes 85 amino acids.
AUCACUCUUUAUAUAUAGUAAAAUAUACUAUAGUUUAGUUGCUAUAUAAAUUAAUAUGCUUGCAUUGCGUCGUCUCAGUCAGAACUUAUAUCCAAAGCAUAUCACUAAUUUAAAAAUGUCCCACGUCGGUGAACUGGGCAGCGGUGCCGGCAAAGGCGGUGGGGGUGGAGGUUCCAUACGUGAAGCUGGUGGAUCAUUUGGUAAAAUGGAAGCUGCACGAGAGGAAGAAUUCUUUUAUAAGCAACAAAAGGAACAGCUAAAGAAUCUUAAGACAAAAACCGACACUAAGGCGACAGAGACGAUUAAAAAAUAAAUGAAUAUGAUAUUGUUUUUAAAACGUUUUUCUAUUAUAUAUUAAACUGACAAUGUUAUA